This is a messenger RNA of Plasmodium vivax (malaria parasite P. vivax), 2610 nucleotides long. RefSeq lists its product as hypothetical. Gene Ontology annotation, molecular function: protein binding. NCBI's taxonomy places the organism in Eukaryota, Apicomplexa, Aconoidasida, Haemosporida, Plasmodiidae. The coding region runs from base 1 to 2610 and encodes 869 amino acids. Gene Ontology annotation, cellular component: nucleus; cytoplasm. The transcript has a single exon. The record is from RefSeq and is a predicted model, not a curated record.
AUGCUGUUCAACAAGCUGUUCAAAAAGAAAACCGAGCUGGAGGUGGACGUAUACCUGAUAAAGGACGAGCAGUGCACCCCGCAUAUGCUCGACUGCAAAUUGUACGUGAACAACAGGGGCCGGGGGAGUGACGACCAGGUGGUCAUAUGGAACAGCUCGAAAAAACUUACCCUUAGUGAAGACUCCAUCCACAGCUUCAAGUACCAUGAGCUAGACAUGUGCCAAUUUAAAUAUAUAAAAAAUGGUCUAGUGGAGGAAUAUGGCUUGGUUUUUUCGCAGGUCAAAAAUAUGUAUUAUUUUUUUAAGUAUAUUAUGCUGUCCUAUUUGAAGGGGAAUAUCGUUUUGUGUAGGAGGGUGAAUCUGUUUCGAUAUGAGGAGCCGGAGAAGGUACUCUACAAGAAGGACCACCUGGGCCUCUUAACAUUUAACACGGCCAAGUGUGAGCACCUGUUGGUUGUUCUCACCCCGGAGAGGUCCUCUCCUGCCGAGGAGCAGCGUAGCCAGGUGGACGUGGACUGCAAACACCUGUAUGAAGAACUCACCAUGGAAAACGUGAGGGAGCUGUACAAAAGGAAUCGCGUCUUCCUCAUUUACGUGCUGAAUUCAUUCAACGAUAUUUACCUGAGCAGGGAGUCCAUCGGGAUCCACGUGCACAGGUACUUGGUCAGCAGCCUGUUCAGGUUCUUCGAGUACAAGGCGCUGUACGAGGGCGGGGACCGCUACGCGGAGUGGUUCGCGGGGCAGUUCGAGGAGCAGUUCGAGGAGCAGUUCGAGGAGCAGUUCGAGGAGCAGUUCGAGGAGCGCUUCGCAGGGCACUUCACAGAGGAGGGAUCACUCAAGAGGGAGGAGCAAAACGUGGUGGUGGGAGCAGACCCCUCCCCAGCGAACCUUCAAACCGCGGCCGAGGGGGACUCCUACCGCGGCGUGGAGGCAACCCCAAUUGGGGACGACGAAUUGGGGGCCUUAGACAGGGCCGUGGAGAGCGAAAUGGAGAGGAUGGAUAAGGGAGGCAAACAAGGGGGUGUCAAAAUGGGGAAGAACAAGCGGGGGAAGCGCGCGAAGGGGAAGAAGCGCACUGUGGGGAAAACCCACACAGAGGGGCAGACUCACACAGAGGGGCAGACUCACACCGAGGGGCAGGUGCGCGAGGGGGCCGAGAACGAUCUUGCCGCGCAGCUGCAGCGGAUGAGCGAAAAGUUCCUCAUCAUCCUGGAGUCGGAGGACGUCUUCAUCGAGCACAUCAGGGGGAUACUCAUCUACCGGCAGGACUUCCAAAAUGACAUCGUCAGCAUCAAGAGGGACUUCAUGGAGGCGCGUGCGACGAAUGAGGCGGCGAGCGAAGCGGUGGAGGCCCCCACUGAGGCGGAGUUCCACCCUGGGGGGACCCCCCCAAAGGGCGGGUUCGUCCUUCUCUCCGAGUCGGACGGGAGUGAUGCAGAUGAUGGGGCUGACGGGAGUGACUUGUCUGACGUGCCCCCCAUGGAGGGAGGCAACACGAGACGCAAAGGUACUCACACAGAUGGCAUGAAGUACAAAUUUGUGAGCACCAGCGGGAAGCUCUCCUUCGUGCUGCGGCAAAAUCACAUCCCAGGGAGGAGGCAGCAAAGGAUGAAGCAAAGGGUGAAGCUACACAGGAAGGGUGAACCCUCGGGAGGGGAAAUCAACUACGAUGACGUGCGCAACGACCUGAACAUAUACACAUUUGACGAGUACGGAAAGGAAAAAAAAAUCUACAACUCAGGAGAAAACAUAUUUACAUUUAAAAAGGAGCAGUGUGUUCCAAAAAGCAUCCACGUGAAUGACGAACAGGGAAAUAAAAUGGUCUUUUUGAACGAAAAAAACGACAAACAUUUAUUCAUUUUUGAUACAAAUAAAGAGAAAAUUGUAAAAAUGUGGGACACAGAAAAUAUGCCAAUAAGUCAGCUGAUCAGGAAGGAAGAAAACGUGUACUGUGGGUAUAACAAAAAGAGUUUGUUCUUUGUCGAUGCGAGAGUUAAAUCCUGUGUGCAAAAUGCUUUGCUUUACGGGAGAGGCACACCUGACAUUGAGCAGGCCACUUUGGAUAACAGGGGGAGAAUUAUUUUAACAAAUGCAAAGGGGGAAAUUAAAUAUUACGAUGGAAAAAAAAAUAAAGAUCAUAUCCUUAAGAAGAGUAAAAAUGUCUUGUCGUGUGCAAAUGAUAUUGUCCAUUUGUGUACAACGCACGAUGGGAUUUAUUCCGUUGUGACUUGCCAGAAAAGUGUAAUCAUCUGCGAAAAUUCCAUUCGCAAUUGUAGCCUUUUUGAGCGAGUUAUAAAAAAGGAGGAACGCCUCGAACAGAAGAAAUUCCUCCUGCAAAUUCACUACGUUGAUGUUUUUACGUACAAUCUUGGGGACUACACAUUUGAGAAGAGCAUCGUCAGCAGUGACAACUCACUCGUGUUCACCUUGUCCGCCAAGUUUUACGUCGUUUGGAAUUUUAAGGAUGUGGUGAAUGGCCGCACUUCCUACGUCAUUAAGAAGGCCGCGGAGGACAUCGCGGAUUUAUCCUACUUCAAUUUCAGCGACGUGCAGGGGGUCCUCGUCGCCACGGAGAACUCCCUCAAGUCGAAGAAGAUCACCAGCGUGUAG